CCAGGAGCAGAGCUUCAUUUAAGAGUGAAACUGGAUCCUGAUCCAAGAUAUGUCUUCCAGUUUGAAGAUGUGACAAUGUUGAGCCCUCAGAUAGUCCAGCUUCAAGGUUCCAUCAAGCAACCAAUUUUUAGUUGCAAGUUUAGUCGAGACAGGGUGCCACAGGUGGACCCGUUGAGCAUUUACUGGUCAGGUUCUGCUGACAGUGCUGAUAUAGAGACUGAAAGAAGGGAAAGAAGGGGAUGGAAGGUGAAGAUACACGACCUCUCUGGCUCAGCUGUUGCGGCAGCAUUCAUAACAACUCCCUUUGUUCCAUCAACAGGUUGUGAUUGGGUUGCUAGGUCCAACCCAGGAGCUUGGUUGAUUGUUCGCCCUGAUUCAUGCAGGCCUGAGAGCUGGCAGCCAUGGGGAAAGCUUGAAGCGUGGCGUGAGCGUGGCAUCAGAGACUCCAUUUGCUGCCGAUUUCAUCUCCUUUCGGAAGUCCAGGAAGCUGGCGAUGUUCUCAUGUCUGAGAUAUUUUUAAGUGCCGAGAAGGGUGGAGAGUUUUUUAUCGACACUGACAAACAGAUGCGGACAGCUGCUACUCCAAUUCCAAGUCCGCAAAGCAGUGGAGAUUUUUCUGGAUUGGGUCCAGUUGUUGGUGGGUUUGUGAUGAGCUGUAGAGUGCAAGGAGAAGGUAAGAGCAGCAAGCCAACGGUACAACUAGCGAUGCGACAUGUGACAUGUGUGGAGGAUGCUGCCAUCUUUAUGGCACUUGCAGCAGCAGUUGAUCUCAGCAUUGAAGCAUGCAGGCCUUUCCGGAGAAAGGUGAGGAGACGGUCUCACCAUUCCUUAUGAA
Molecule: messenger RNA, 835 nt
Organism: Pistacia vera
Lineage: Eukaryota; Viridiplantae; Streptophyta; Magnoliopsida; Sapindales; Anacardiaceae
Exons: 2
Coding region: 76-834 (252 amino acids)
Source: RefSeq, a predicted model, not a curated record